AUGCCCAAAGGUAGUCAAUUCAUCGUCCACGCCUCGGGCGAGACAACGCACUACAUCGCCGACGACUUUACCGACCCCUGGAAUCCAGAUCGGCAAACAAUUCUGCUUCAAGGCGGCUUUGCUCGCCAUGCAGCCUUCUUCUACCACUGGGUUCCUGCUCUCUCGCGGCAUUACAACGUGAUCCGUCGGGACUUGCGUGGACAUGGAUACUCCAGUGCUCCGUCCAUCUUGAAGAAACCGGACGCGUACACCCUCGACGCCAUUCUCGGUGAUAUCAUCGACAUGCUCGAUCAGCUUGGGAUUGAAAAAGUGCAUUUCUUCGGCGAGAGUACGAGCGGUAUGUUAGGGGAGAUUCUCGCGGCAAAGUAUCCGGAACGGUUUCAUAGUCUCACCAUCUGCUCUUCUCCUGCCUACCUCCGAGAGGGAACCCAGGUAUUUCUCGCAUUUGGGGAAGAAAGCUUCCCCAUGGCCUGUCGGAAUCUGGGUUCUCAAGGAUGGGCGAGUAGGUUGAAAUCCUACCCAGGGACCAUGGCACAUCCGGAUCCGGGGUAUCAUCGUUGGUGGCUGGAACAGAUAUCCGUCAAUUCUGGUGAAGGACUGGCCAGCUACGCGGAGUUCCUCAGCACGCUUGAUGCGCGACCGUUCCUCUCUCAGAUCCAAAUUCCCGUCCUCAUCCUGGCGCCUGCAAACAGUGCUGCGACGACGUUGGAGGAGCAGGGAGCAAUCCAGCGGCAGAUCCGAGGUAGCAAACUCGUUGUCGUUGAAGGAAGAGGACACGAGAUAUACGUGGACAAAGCUGCCGAGUGUGUUGGAGAGAUGCUUGAAUUCAUUCGAGGGCUUCAGGGAUAG
Messenger RNA from Fonsecaea erecta, 849 nucleotides. RefSeq lists its product as hypothetical. Bases 1 to 849 code for a protein of 282 amino acids. The record is from RefSeq and is a predicted model, not a curated record. The transcript has a single exon. Lineage: Eukaryota; Fungi; Ascomycota; Eurotiomycetes; Chaetothyriales; Herpotrichiellaceae.